AUGCGGGUCGCACUGCCUCAGCGGGUCCCUCGGCGCUGGUUGCACAGUGCGAUUCCUCUUGCUGUCUUCACACUACUGCUUGUUUAUUUCUGGGCUCGGAGCCUCCGUGCCCUCUCAGGCUGCAGAUCUGGGGCCCAGUCCUGCAUUGCCAGGGAACCGCCUCCUUUCCAGGUCCGGCAACAGUCGAGACCCUUGGAGGCCCCGGAACGGGAAGAGCCUCAGUGCCUGGGCCCUCAGGGGAUGCUGGGCCGCAUGAUGAGGCCGUUCCGCGCCAGUCUGAACCCGGAAAGGGAUGUGGAGUUGUCGCAGUACCUGGCAGGAUGGAGGGAGCUAGUCCGGUUCCUAACUCCCCUCGGCUCCAUCUUCGCCUUCGCCACAAGCGAGGCCUCCGCCAAAGUGACAGCGCUCGAGGCUCUGGUGCACGGCCCAGAGGCCGCGCACUACACGUCGCUGGCGACCAUGGUGGCGUGGGAGCGGCCCGGGAUCGCCCCACGACUCUCGGCCAGGUGCCCGGGCUCACUGACGAUGCUCUUGCUGCACCGUGCGCUACGCUGGUCCCAGCUCUGCCUCCACCGGGUGGCGACAGGGAUGCUCGGAGGCCCGGACGCUGGCGCUCAGUGCAGCGACGCCUACGGCACGGCCCUGGCUCCACACCACCCCUGGUUCGUCCGUCAGGCCGCUCACCUCGCAUUCCUCGCCUUCCCGGGUCGCGGCCGCUUGCUGGAGCUGGCGUGUCCGGGUUCCAAAGAGGCGGAGGCGCGGAACGCGCUGGUCCGGGCUGCGGGCACCCUAGAGGACGUCUACAACCGUACUCAGGGCUUGUUGGCCGACGGCGGCUUGCUCGAGCUGGCCUGA
Molecule: messenger RNA, 855 nt
Organism: Lipotes vexillifer (Yangtze River dolphin)
Lineage: Eukaryota; Metazoa; Chordata; Mammalia; Artiodactyla; Lipotidae
Gene: GLTPD2
Product: glycolipid transfer protein domain containing 2
Exons: 4
Coding region: 1-855 (284 amino acids)
Biological process (GO): ceramide transport; intermembrane lipid transfer
Cellular component (GO): cytosol; cytoplasm; membrane
Molecular function (GO): ceramide 1-phosphate binding; ceramide 1-phosphate transfer activity
Source: RefSeq, a predicted model, not a curated record